Molecule: messenger RNA, 1309 nt
Organism: Phaedon cochleariae (mustard beetle)
Lineage: Eukaryota; Metazoa; Arthropoda; Insecta; Coleoptera; Chrysomelidae
Source: the annotation of a GenBank genome assembly
AAGCCAAUAGCGGGUAAAUAUCUAGACUGUCUGACGGGUUCAGACCAUAGACAGUCUACAGUCUAGAUAUUUAGCCGUCGUUGCGAAAAACACAUAAAAGUUUCGAGAUUCUGAUAAUGAUUCUGAUAAUUCGAUAACAGAGAAAAUAGUAUCAAAGCUCAAAGAGCAGCAUUAAUAUAAACAUUAUUUUUGAAUCGUCGUGUUGGAUAUUGGAUACUGCAUUGUUCUUUGAUCUCCGGCUACAGUGUACAUUAUUGCAGUGAAUUCAUUUUUCUUUCAAAAAAUGUCUUCCUUCAUGGUUUUAAAGAGGAGUUUCUCUGCCAGUGCUGUGAGAAAUACUAUUAAAAAUGUUACAGUAAUUGGAGGUGGACUUAUGGGUUCAGGCAUAGCUCAGGUAGCAGCUCAAACUGGCCACAAUGUUACCUUAGUUGAAAUGAAUGCAGAUCUACUGAAAAAAGCUGAGGACAGCAUCAUCAUAAAUGUUGGAAGAGUAGCCAAGAAAUUGUACAAAGAUGACCCAGAUGGUGCCAAAAAGUUCAUAGAAAAUACAAGGUCACGGAUUCAAGGCUCCACAAGUCCCACUGAAGCUGUAAAAGACAGUGAUCUAGUGAUUGAGGCUAUUGUAGAAAAAUUAGGAAGCAAGCAUGCUCUGUUCAAAAGCAUAGACAAUGCUGCCCCUUCCAAAACAAUUUUUGCUUCAAAUACUAGCUCCUUGUCCAUUGGUCAAAUAGCUUCAGUAACAAGCAGGAAAGAUAAAUUCACUGGUUUACACUUUUUCAAUCCUGUGCCUGUCAUGAAACUGUUGGAAGUUGUGAGGACUCCUGACACUUCAGAUGAAACAUAUCAAUCAGCCAUGGCAUGGGGAAAAGCCAUUGGUAAAACAUGCAUCACAUGCAAAGAUACACCUGGAUUUGUGGUCAAUAGGUUACUUGUGCCUUACAUUGCAGAAUCUGUUAGAAUGCUGGAAAGAGGUGACGCAUCCGCUCGCGACAUCGACAUUGCCAUGAAGCUGGGGGCCGGCUACCCCAUGGGGCCCAUCGAGCUGUCGGACUACGUCGGCCACGACACCACCCUGUCCAUCUUGGAGGGGUGGCACGAGAAGUUCCCCGACAACCCACUGUUCAACCCUUCCAGCGCCCUUAGGAAGCUGGUCGACGAAGGGAAACUGGGGAUCAAAUCGGGAGAAGGAUUCUACAAAUAUAAUAAGUAAUGACGGAUUUGUUGGCGUCUCUUCAUGACUGAUUUCAUAGGAAGCUCAUAGAAAUUCCAACAAUUUACUCCAUAAAGAAAUUCAGUUCCAUUCUGUCUU